UAUAUAUAACCCAAUUCUUCCUCUUCCUUCAUCCAAUACCAAUUGUUAUUCUCAUGCAACAACCAUCUUUCUUACAAAACAUUUCCUAGUUUUCUUGGUUAUACACUUAAGUUAAUUAUCAUAUUCUGCUUCUCAUAUUACAAAUUAGCUUACGAUACUAAUUAGCUAUAGCAUGUGCAUGGAAACUAUUUCUAGCUCUACCGAAAACAAGUCCGUUUUUUCAAGAUUAAGGAAUAUAUUUUCGCCCAAAAAGCCGAUCAUAAUCAAGGACGAUGAGGUUAUUGAUCAGACGGCCAGUACUAGUACUCUUUCUGUGAGUAUAAUCAAUACUAGCAAUGAAAAUAGUGAUCGUUUAGAGAGGGUAUUUACGUACUUUGACGAGGACGGAGAUGGGAAAGUGUCGCCAGCGGAGCUACAGCGGUGCGUGAGGGCGGUAGGAGGGGAGCUGACGGAGGAGGAGGCGGAGAUGGCGGUGAGGCUAUCGGAUUCAGACGGAGAUGGGAUGUUAGGGUUAGAGGAUUUUAGUAAAUUAAUGGAAGGAGGUGACGUGGAGGAAAAGAAUAAGGAGAGUGAGUUAAGAGGAGCUUUUGAGAUGUAUGAAAUGGAAGGAACAGGUCAAAUUACUCCAAAGAGUUUGAAGAGGAUGUUGAGUAGACUUGGUGAGUCUACCUCUGUUGAUAAUUGCAAAUCCAUGAUUCAAAGAUUUGAUCUUGAUGGUGAUGGAGUUCUUAACUUUGAUGAGUUCAAAAUUAUGAUGAACAUGGAGUUUAAAAAGAUCUAGUUUAAAGUACAAAUAUUCUCAUGCCUUAUGUAUAUACAUAAUUCUUUGCCGUUUGAGCUCAAAAUAAUUCUGGUUGAUGGAUUCUAUUGUUAUCAAGAUUGUUAUUCAUUACUUGAUUGUUAUUGCAAAUUGAUUGUUUA
Molecule: messenger RNA, 921 nt
Organism: Nicotiana attenuata
Lineage: Eukaryota; Viridiplantae; Streptophyta; Magnoliopsida; Solanales; Solanaceae
Product: putative calcium-binding protein CML19
Exons: 1
Coding region: 173-781 (202 amino acids)
Molecular function (GO): enzyme regulator activity; calcium ion binding
Source: RefSeq, a predicted model, not a curated record